UGGUCAUGGUAAAUCCAAAAAGAAAUCUAAAGAUGAUCGACACCACAAAGGUGGAAAAUCUGAUGAUGCAAAAAAGAAAAAGGCUAAAAUGAAAGAGGAAACUCCACAGGUUCCACAAAGAGAAAUACCCAAAAAAGGUCUGAAGAACAUGUCCAGAAUGUUCAUGAAGUUUUCUGGCUUCAAAAGGCGGAGAAGAAGCGUCAAAAAGCUGAAAAGUACAUCACGUUUGUUCCUUGGCUUGGGGAGAAGAAAGAGCCGUGUUGCUAAAAAGAAACGCCGCAAAUCUGUAAUGAAAAAUGCCUCUCGGUUCAUGAUGAGGUUUAAGUCCAGCCAGAAGAAAAAAAAGGAGAAGGAGGCCAAAGAGAAGGCAGCAGCAGCAAAUGAUGGGAAAAAACCAACGUACAUGUUACUUCGAUUGGGAGGAGGAGGCUCUAAGAAAAAAGGGGGAUUCUUCAAAGGUUUAUUUAAAAGGAAAGAUAGCUCUGGACCUGCUGAUGACUUCAAGAACAGUAGCAUGUUGUUGGGUAAGGUUGCAGCAGUGACUAAUUGGCUGACCAAACGUUUUCUUUCUACUAAAAUGCAAGAACGUCAUGGCUUUGGGCGUCGUAGAUCAAACAUGCAACAGUCCAGCUCCAGARGGUUUCUUCAUGGUUAUCACAACAAUGGCUAUGAGUUUGAGGAGGAUAUGCAUGGAUAUGAUCACAAAGGUUAUGGAGGAUAUGAUGAUGGCUACGGAGGUUAUGGAGUAGAUGGAGCAUAUGGAAGCCAGGGUCAGUUUGGUUACUAUGAAAAUGGGACAGGAGGUGCAGACUAUCAAGAUCUAGGGUACUAUGAGGAAGACGGAUUCUAUGAUCCAAAUCUAGAAUAUUAUGAAGAUGAGUUUUAUGAUCCUAAUAACCCUUACUCUUCUGCCCAGGGGUACUAUGAUAACCAGGAAGCAAAUUAUUUGGGAUACCAGCAACAACAAGCAACGUAUGGUGGUGAGGCUCUGGACUACUAUGCAUCAAUGGGUGAGGGACAGAUGUAUGGAGGUCAGACAGAUGGUUUCCUGGACCCUCGAGGUCAGGUUUAUUAUGAUGAAAAUGCUCAGGGAGUGUACUUCGGAGAGAGUCAGAUGGGUUAUUCUGACAUUGGACAAUUAGGUUAUUAUGAGACUCCUUAUACAGCAACCAUGGGGAUGAAUGGCGGUCUUCCACCAAAUAUUCAGCUUGACUAUAGUGAUGCUGGCAUGUCCUAUCAAGACCUAAACUCCCAGCAAACAAUAGGAUUCCCACCUGGGAGCCAACAGGUCUUUGGGUAUGCAGGGCAAGGACUAGAUCAUGUCGAGGGGCUAAAUGGGAACCAAUAUGCAAAUCUAAUUCAUCAAAGUGGGGAUGCCACUGGUAGAUUUCAGCAAGGAGACAUUACAUUUAGAGUUCCUAGACCUCAAGUGCGCCUAUUUGGGAAAGAGCGUCUAGAUGUUCCUUUACCGCCUCCACCGACAUUACCACCUGAUCCAGAAUUUGAAGACAUGUCAGACAUUCAAUACGAAGACCAGAUUCCUCUUGCACCAUUUUUGCCUGGAGACACAAUGUCGCUCCAGCAGCAAAUGCCAAUGUCACCACAUCAACAAAUGAUGAUGUCUUCACAACCAUCUCCAGUGAUGUCCCCUCAACAACAGUUCAUGUCUACACAUCAGUUGAUGUCAUCACCACAACAAAUGUCAUCACCACAACAAAUGAUGUUUCAACAAGAAAACAAUUUGUCCUCCCAGAUUAUGUCAGCACAGAUGUCAACACAGCAGCAGAUUAUGCCCCAACAAAUUAUGUCCCCAGAGCAGCAAUUUAUGCCCCAGCCAAUGAUGAGCCUAGAGCAGCAAUUCAUGCCCCAGCAAAUGAUGAGCCCAGAGCAGCAAUUUAUGCCUCAACCAAUUAUGAGCCCAGAGCAGCAAUUUAUGCCCCAACCAAUGAUGAGCCCAGAGCAGCAAUUCAUGCCCCAGCAAAUAAUGGCCCCAGAGCAGCAAUUUAUGCCCCAACCAAUGAUAAGCCCAGAGCAGCAAUUGAUGCCCCAGCAAAGGAUGGCCCCAGAGCAGCAGUUUAUGCCCCAUCAAACAAUGACCCCAAAGCAGCAGUUUAUGUCCCAGCAAUUGAUGUCCCCACAGCAGCAGAUGAUGUCAGAGCAACUGUUUCAACAGCAGCAGAUGACGCCACAAACAAUUCCUCCACAGAUUGCAACAAACCCAAUGAUGAUGUCACAACAACAAAAUCCCAAUCUCCCAUCAAUCCCAACACCAACAGCCAUGAUCAUUAAGCAUGCGACCAUGUCCCCCCUUUCUGUACGCCGCGUACAACCUUCUCCAACUCCAUCUCGUCGAUCUGUUAUCUUGCCCUCUCCACAGAUGCAACGCCAUUCCUCCAUCAUUGCUUCACCACAGGCCCCUUCUAUGUUUGCACACAGACGUAGUCCCUCUCCACAGCCUAUGAUGAAUGGGUUUAUUAAUGGCCAAAGGCCUCCAUCUGUUAUUUCUAGACAGAGUUUACCUCCUGUCUCUCCCUUGGCAUCCCCACUUGUCAAUCAACGAAUGCAGCCUCAGAGGUCACUUUCUCCCCUGGCUCGAAGAUCCUCACCACCGCACUCUCCUCGUGCCUCCAUGGUUCGUCGUAGUCCUCCAACCUCACCUAGGGCAUCAAUGAGGCGUGGUUCUCCACCUUCAUCCCCCCGCAUGUCAAUGAGGAUGCGAAGUCCUCAGCCAUCACCAGUUCCUCCCCGAAGUCCAUUUGGAGAGCGAAAGAUGCAAGAAUUCUCUUCUCCUCCCCUCUCCCCUGGUCAUCAGUCGCCACCUCGUUCUCCAAAGCUCAGCAGAAGACCAUCCCCAUCUCCGUCACGUCAAAGUUUAUCCCCUGCAGGGCCUCGGCCUACUCCAUCUUCUCCUACCCUUUCUCGACGCUCAACUCGGCUGUUAAGGGACCCCACACCGCUGGCCAGGCCUAGGAUGGGAGGAAAUGUCCCUUUAGGUACAGUAAGACCCUCCCCCAUGGGUCUCAGAGGGCGACCAGUGCCUCCACCUACCCAGAAUGUGCGUCCGUUUCGUGCAUCCUCUUUAAGAAGUAACAGAUCUUCUGUUCUUACUAUAGACUCUUCCCUCCAUUCCUCUCCUCUCCACUCUCCUCAUAUGGUUCAUCGURCUCCCCUUCAAAGGAGAGAGUCUGGACGACUUCCAUUUCGUCCCAUAGCUAGAGGGCGCCCCCUUAUGGCCCAGCAAUCCAUAAGAAGUAUGCCUUCUGCCUCACCACAGCUCUCCAUUAAACACAUGCCACGCAGUGCAUCUCCACGCCUCUCUCCACGAUUGCAUCGCCACUCGUAUUCCCCAGGUUCACAUGCUGACCCUUACAUUGAACACUCACCUCAGUUUGUUGCACCUUCUUCUCCCAUGUUACCUCGUUCUUUACCUAGUCACAGUAUCCCACCGGAUUCUUUCUCAUCUCCCCUUGGACCAGAGGUAUCCCAAAUGGUAGGCAUGGGUGAGAUGACUGCAGAAUUUGUAGAGCCUGAUGUUUCUUUGUCCCCUGGUCUUAUGCCAAACCAAGCCUAUUCUCCCCCAAUGCAGAGGCCAGUGUCACUUUACCAGCACCCUCUGCCCCCUCCUUCGCCAGUACUUUCUGGAGCUCUCCAAAAUCAGGCAAUGAGAGAAGCAUCCUUUGUUUCUCCACUUCAGAGGCCACAGUCUCCUUAUGCUCAACCUGUACCCUCAUCUCCACUGCUGUCUGGAGCACUGCAAAAUCAGAUGGUGAGAGAUGCAUCCUAUGUAUCUUCACUUCAGAGGCCACAGUCUCCCUAUGCUCAAUCUGUACCCUCAUCUCCAAUGCUUUCUGGAGCAUUGCAAAAUCAGAUGGUGAGAGAUGCAUCCUAUGUAUCUUCACUUCAAAGACCACAGUCUCCUUAUGCCCAAUCUGUACCCUCAUCUCCGAUGCUUUCUGGAGCCAUGAGACAUGGUCAAGCAGUAAGACGUAUGGCUUCUUAUCAAACUCCACAGUUACAUUCACCAUAUGGACCAACUGUCAUUACUCCAUAUGACUACAUCUCAGAGCCUGGCCCAGCACCACUGCUCCACGAUGCUUUGCAAACUCGAACAGAUUUGCAGAACAUGUCUACAUUUAAAUCUCCUAUGAUGCAACGCCGUAAUGUUUAUUCACCAACUAUGCCUCAGCUCCACAGUGCACUCCAGCAGAAUCCUAACCUCCGCCAAGCCUCUUUUCAAACACCUGUGCAACUCAGACAGUCCUUACAGGGACCUCAGUCACCCUCUUCACCAAUAUUGGGAAGUGCCCUUCAAAAUCCGCAAUUGAUGCAGGCAUCAUACCGUCUGCCAGAUGGAACUUUGAUGUCCCCUUAUACCGAUCCACGUUCCUCCCCAAUGCUUGGCCAUGCAUUGCAAAACCAGCAAAUCCGUGGUGCCUCAUAUAUCAUGCCUGAUGGAUCUGUUAUUAGGGACCCUCGUGCACUUCAGAAACCAAUGUCACCCAAUCUCUCUGGAGCUCUUCAAAACCAGUAUCUCAAGUCUGCUUCAUACACGCUUCCUGAUGGUACCAUUAGAGAUCCCAGACAGCAACAUCCUAUUUCCCCAAACCUUGCCAGUGCCUUAAACAACCCUGCUCUACGCCAAGCUUCCUAUUCCCUUCCCGAUGGUACCAUUGUGAUUGAUCCUAAGACAGAAAAAUCCCCCAACCUUGCAGCAGCACUUCAGAAUCCUUACCUGAGGAGUGCCUCUUACACUCUCCCGGAUGGCACUAUCAUUAUCGAUCCAAGGAAAGCUGCCUCUCCAGAUCUGUCUAAUGCCCUUCGAAACUCCUCCCUGAUGAACACCUCCUUCACACUGCCAGAUGGGGUUCGAAACCCCAAUACGCCAGUGUCACCAAAUCUGGCUAAGGCGCUCAGUAACCCAGCCUUGAAAGCAGCUUCAUAUACCCUUCCUGAUGGAACUCUUAUUGUGGACCCAAGGAAACCAAAGAGCCCAAACCUGGUAGCUGCCUUGCAAAAUCCAUAUCUAAAGGGUGUGUCUUACACACUGCCAGAUGGAACCAUCCUUAUUGACCCACGGAAACCAGUUGGUCCGGACCUGUCCAAAGCUCUUUUGAAUCAAAACCUUCGCCAAGCAACGUACCAACUCCCUGAUGGUUCCUUGGUUAUUCCUGGCCAGAGGCCAAACCUGACAUCUGCUCUUAGGCAAAACAGGGGACUUCGUUCUGCAGGUCUCUAUCAUCUCUCAGAAAACUCAGUACUGUCAGGUGCACGCAGACCCAGCAGUCCCACCCUUGUCUCUGCACUGCAGAAUGAAGAACUACGUGGUGUCACUUACAGGCUGCCAGAUGGCUCUCUUCUUACACGACGGUUUCACAACCCAAAAUUGUCCGAUGCCAUCCAAAAUCAGCAUCUUCGUUAUGCCUCCUACACUGUGCCAAUAGGACUCCAGGGGGAGGAUCAUCGCUACGCUGUAAUACCUCCGUAUGGGCCACGAUCUGGCCACUGGGCCAGAAAUGCCCGAGGUGGAGGUGAAGGUGGGGAAGAUGUUUGGUCAGCAGAGAGGAUUUUGCCCCAUGGGACACUUCAAAAUUUGUCAAAGUGGUCUAUGUACAGAGAAGAUGGGAUGUUGGAAGGAUAUUCACCAACUCCUUGGGUUAUCAGUGGGCAGUCUCAGGUCCUGGACUGGACACCUGGCAGGGAUAGAGUACCAGGUCAAAGCUGGUACGACAAGAUCUUCUCUAUUAUAAGCAUGCCCACAACAUGCCACAGGGUUCAACGCUGGGCAGAGGGAAUGGAAGACAUGACACAACUCCCUGAGCUGAAUGAGACCACAGUUCUGAUGAACCUGAAGAAACGCUUUGAUCAUGAACUUGUAUAUACGUAUAUAGGCAGCAUCCUCGUGUCCGUGAACCCCUACAAGUUGCUCAACAUUUAUGGCACAGACAUGGUGCUUCAGUACGAAGGCCACGGUUUGCGCGACAAUCCUCCUCAUCUCUUUGCCAUUGCUAACCUCUCAUAUACAACCAUGAUGGAUGCCAAAAAGGAUCAGUGUAUCGUGAUCAGUGGAGAAAGUGGGUCUGGGAAGACUGAAGCCACUAAACUGAUCCUGCGUUACCUGACAGCCAUACAUCACAAACGCAACAUCACACAACAGAUACAGAUCCUCGAAGCCACACCCCUGCUGGAAUCUUUUGGAAAUGCCAAAACAGUGCGCAAYGACAACUCCUCGCGCUUUGGCAAAUAUACACAGAUCUACAUGGAGGAGGGUGUAAUCAGUGGUGCCAUAACAUCUCAAUACCUGUUGGAGAAAUCCCGCAUUGUCUUCCAGGCCAAAUCAGAGAGAAACUACCAUAUCUUCUAUGAGAUGUUGGCAGGUCUUCCACCUAAUGAGAAGCGCUCGUUGUAUCUGCAGGAGGCUGAGACCUACUACUAUCUAAAUCAGGCUGAGGCCCAGGAGGCUGCAUCGGUGGUGAGCACUCAUGAACUCAGGGUUGUAGCUGAGCUGCUGCAGGUCUCCCCCGAGAGCCUGCAGAAAUCUGUCACUUACAAAAUGACAGAUGCAGCAACGGAGAAGAUCUACACUCCACUGACUGUGGAGAGUGCUUUGGAUGCCAGAGAUGCUGUUGCCAAGAUCCUGUACUCGCUGCUGUUCAGUUGGCUGACAGAGCGCAUCAACGGACGCGUCUACCCUCGCAGCGAAGCCCUCUCUAUCUCCGUGUUGGACAUAUAUGGAUUUGAGGAGCUACAAGUGAACAGUUUUGAGCAGCUGUGCAUCAAYUAUGCGAACGAAACUUUGCAGUUCUACUUUAACAGGGUCAUCUUCCAGGAGGAGCAGGAGGAGUACAUGCGGGAGCAAAUUGGAUGGCAGCCACAGCUCUUCAACAACAACCAGGAGUGUCUGGACCUCAUUGCAGCAAAGCCUCAUGGGAUACUGCGCAUACUGGAUGAUCAGUGUAGCUUCCCCCAGGCAACAGACCACACCUUCUUACAGAAGUGCCACUAUCACCAUGGAAACAACCCGCUGUACGCCAGGCCAAAGAUGCCGCUGCCAGAGUUCACCCUGAAACACUACGCAGGGAAGGUUACUUAUCAGGUACACAAAUUCCUGGAUAAGAACUUUGACAUGGUUCGUCAGGAUGUUUUAGACCUCUUCAUUAAGAGCAAGAACAGGAUGGUCUCGAGCCUUUUCUUGAAGUACUCGGAGUCUUUGUCACAGCAGCGCUCCAAUUUGCAGCGCAGCGGCACGGCUCGGCGUCACCAGGCCAACACCGUCAGCGCGAAGUUUCAGAGCAGUUUGCAAGAGCUUCUGGACAAGAUGGAAAGGUGUAAUCCUUAUUUUGUGCGAUGCAUCAAGCCAAACCAUCUUAAGGAGCCAGCAGUGUUUGACAUGGAGCUGGUCAACACUCAGCUGCACUACUCUGGUAUUAUGGAGACCAUUCGCAUCAGGAAGGAGGGUUAUCCCAUCAGAAUGCAUUUUCACAGCUUCCUAUCAAGAUAUAAAGCCCUGCUCUGCCUGCAAGAUCCUCCACCUGCAGAUGGAGAAAAUUGUGUCGUCAUGCUCCACAAACUCUGCCCAGUGAAGGAAGGCUCAUAUCAGGUGGGAGUCAGCAAGAUUUUCCUGAAAGAGGAGCUGUAUCAGCUGCUGGAAGGGAAGCGCGACCGUGUGUUGGAUAUAGCUGCGAUGACGCUGCAGAGAUUCACUCGCAUGCGUCUCGUCAGGAAGAAGUUUAUCAAAUUCAGGGGUUGUAUAACUUUGUUCGAAGCUCGCUGCAGAGGAUUCCUGGCUAGAAAGAAAUUUGCUUUAAGGCGAAAGUACCUCAUCAGACUCCGUUCUGCCGUGCUGCUAAUUGUCAACCGCCAGCGCUACAUGAGGACAGUGGUGGAGCCUGCGAGGAAGGCGGAGGAGGAUCGCAUCAAUCGGGAGGUUGUGAACGUGACGACGCUGCCCGUUCCCGCUGAGCUGGCCGGUCUGCUGCAGGCUGCAUCAGGUGGUGAAGAGCUGCAUUCUGACUGCCUGGCAGUUGUCCAGGCUCCAACGGUGCAGGUGGACCCUCAGCUGAUUCUGCCCCUGGAUAUCAACAACUACCUCAUGACUCACUACAUCAGGACCUUGUUUAGGGAGCCGUUGUUUGGGAUGCUCACCGCUCCACUGGAAGAAUCUCUAAUUAGACUGGAUGAGGAGCUUAAACAAGGAGCCCUGGAUGUUUUCAUUCUGAUACUCAGGUUCAUGGGAGACCCAAAUUUGAAUGGAGCUCAGGAGAACCUCUUUGGGAACUACAUCAUUCAAAGAGGACUCGCUAAUCCACGCCUCAGAGAUGAAAUCCUGGCCCAGAUAACCAGUCAGGUGUGGAGAAAUCCGAACAUCCUGAAUUCCGAACGUGGCUGGCUUCUUCUCUCCUCCUGCCUUUCGGCCUUCGURCCUUCUCAAAGGCUGGCUAAAUACCUCCUAAAGUUUGUGUCAGACUACGGCCCAGAGGGUUAUGACUGCGUGUGUCAGCACCGGCUGCUUCAGGCUCUGCAGCGCCUCAACAUCGGGCCGGAGUACGUCCGGACAUACCCGCCCUGUCUGCUGGAGUGGACGGCCAAUCGCAAGAGAGCUCACACUGUUCUGCACUUACACUGCUUUGAUGGUGUGUCCUUCCUGUGUCCAUUGCAUUCAUGGACAACGGGAGAAGAGAUCGCCAAAGACGUCUUACAACACAGAGGUGUGGUGGAGUGCCGCAGAGGCUGGUCAGUUCUGCUGAAGGAGCCGGCUCAGUGGGUCGAAUUAGAAGGUUCAGACUUUGUUUUUGACUUGAUGUCAGACCUGGAACUCCCCGCUGAUUUCCCCAAACACAACAGCUACUUCAUCAUCUCUGCUCUGCAGCCAGCCAGAGUGCGGCCCAACGCCAGCAUAAGCCUGUUAGGUGGUGGGUUUAACACAAGCAAUGAUGUCAUCCCUUCAGCCAUACUAGGCUCCGACCCAUUCAGCCAAGAUUUGGAGCCUCAGAGAGGGAUGGAUCGUUAUCUCGACAGCCUGUUUGACCCUGUCCUGUCUGACGGAGCUGGAGAACCAGAAUCAGCUUCGGGACUGUCGAGCAGGAUGAGGGGAGCUGGAGGAGUUGGUGGGAACUGGGAAAAGCAAGAGCGGUCCAGGGGCCACCCACCUCCACCUGGAGGUGUUCUCUCCGUUCAGUCAGGUAAGGACAGCGUCUCUCGUAGAAAAGCUCCAGGAGUCCCCAUUAACAAGGAACCCGUUAGGAAAUAUGACCCAGUGGGGACGACUCCGCUGCCCCCUGCUGGAGAAGUGGUGAAGUACUCAACUUCAGAUCACAUCGUCCCCAGUCAUGACAUCCAAGAAAUCAUCAAGAGGUACAACUCUCCGUCACCACCUGCAGACCAGCUACCAUCUGGCAAGAAGCGACCGGAGGGGAAGUUCAAGAAGAAGACAACACCUCGUGAUGAAGCUUUACAGAUUCUCAGACCGCAGAUGGACAACCCUCCCUCUCCACAGCCCAAACGACUCGUGGCCCCCUCGCCGUCUGCAUCUGCCAUGAAAGAGGUGGGCUUUAAACCCACAAAGAGCACAAAAACUAAAUCACCUGUUCGCCCUCUGCCCAGACAUCCUCCAGUUCCUCGUGAGCUUCCAGUGGAAACUGAGACCAUCCAGACUCAGCUUCAUCAAAGCAGCAACGAGGAGCACUACACCUACACCAACGUUCCCUGGAAGCUGUACCUCAGAAAGGAGGUGUUUUAUCCUAAAGAUAGCUUCAACAAUCCUCUGGUGCUGGAUCUCAUUUUCAAACAGAUAGUGAAUGACACUCUGUCGGAGGCGUGUGUUCGCCUCACCCGAGAUGAAAGGCAGAAAAUGAAGGCCCUCUUUGCUAAGCACGGUGUUGAGCAGAACAUGGAUCCAGUGGAGGAGCACGUAAAGAAAACCAUUGUGACAGCAGCGAGAGAAACCUGGGAAAUAUACUUCUCCAGACUCUUCCCGGCCUCGGGAAGUGUAGGAACAGGUGUGCAGGUGUUGGCCGUGUCCCACAGUGGCAUCAAAUUGCUGAAGACCGUCAAAAGCAGCGCUGCAGCACCUGAUUACUUCAGAGUCCUGCGUCCAUACACUUAUGCCGACAUCCUGUUUGUGACCAUCCCGUCUGAAAACAUGUUGGAGUUCAACCUAACCAACGAGAAGCUGAUCCUGUUCUCAGCCAAGGCCUUACAAGUCAAACACCUCAUAGACACGUUCAUCAGCGAGAUCAAAAAGGACUCAGAUUACGUCGUCGCAGAGCGUAACUUUGUGACARACGACCGCUCAAUGCUCAGUUUCCAUAAGGGUGACAUCAUCAGGCUGCAGGUUAUGGAUGGGCUGGAGAAAGGUUACAGCUACGGUUGUGUGGUGAGAAAGAAGGUUGUGUUUUUGGAGGARCUUAAAAGAGACACAGAGGAUUUUGGUUGGAAGUUUGGGGCGGUCUUUGGUCGCUCCGGGGCGUUCCCGACAGAGUGCGUCCAUCCCGUUGCUCCUCCUGACUUUCUGUCACUGCCGCUGGACCGAAAGGCGGAGCCUCGAGGCGGAGCGGACCAGUUCGCCGUGUCGUCGGCUGUUGCCGUGGCCGUGGCGUCCACCAUGGCUGCGCACGAGAUAGAUUACACCAUCGAGAGUGUUUCAUUUGAUGGCUUUUCUGAUGGAGAGCUGGAUGAGAGGGCCCUGCAGGACACUAAAUAUGACAUGUUGGAGUUCGCCAGGAAAUACUUCAGACAGGCGUCCGGUGGAAAGGGAGAUUCCCUGAAGAGCAAAAGCAAGAAUAGAGACUCCAGGGAGCCGGCUGAGAUGAUCAAGUUCUCUAAGACUCCUCUGACUGAGUCUCUGAUAGAGUUCACAGACUCAGCCAUGAACAGAGUGGCUGCUGAUCUCUUCCUGUCUAUCAUGCGUUUCAUGGGUGACUCUUCACUAAGAGGUCUGACAGAACAGGAAGUGGUCGGCACAUUCCUCAAGCUGAUAGGCGAGUUCACCUUGAUGAGAGAUGAGGCUUACUGCCAGCUCCUUAAACAGCUUACAGCCAACACCAGCUCUAAACCUGAUAGCUGCCAGCGAGGAUGGAGGCUGCUGUACGUCCUCACUGCCUUCCACCGCUGCUCUGAAGUCCUCAAGCCUUUCCUGCUCAAAUACCUGCAGCAGGCCUCUCGCAGCGCAGGGACACAAUAUCAGGGUAUAGCUAAAGCUUGUGAGCAGAAUCUGAAGAAGACGUUUCAGUAUGGAGGUCGCACUGUUCCACCCAACAGCAUGGAGCUGAAAGCUAUGAUGGCGGGACGAAGUUCGAAGCGUCAGCUAUUUCUCUUCCCUGGAGGCAUUGAACGCCAUGCCAAGAUCAAAACAUGUUCUGUUGCCCUGGAGGUGAUCGAGGAGUUGUGUUAUGAGAUGGGUUUACACACAAUUGAGGCCAUGGAAGAAUACGCCAUAUUCCUAGUGACCAACAGAGGUCAGAAUGUGCGACCCCUGAACAAGAACGAGUACAUCCUGGACGUGGCGACGGAGGCCGAGUUAGUCGACGCCAACUACAGCCUCUGGUUCCGACGGGUGGUCUGGACUCAGCCGUUAAAAUUUGAGAACGAGCUCUGUGUCGCCAUGCAGUACAACCAGAUUCUUCCUGACUACCGCAAAGGUCUGCUGAAUGUGCUUUCACAUGGAAAAGUGAGCGACCAACAGUUCCACCAAAUCUCCAAGCUGGCUGCUUUACAGCAGAGAGCCAAAGACAUCGUCUUCACCCCCAGCAUACAUGAAUUAUCCGAGUACAUCGCCGCACCUCUCUUCAAAAAGCAGCCACCGCAGCAGUGGGUGACCAUGGUGACGCAGCACAUGCAGCAAGUGCAGCCCCUGAACCCGCAUCAGGCCCGAGCUCAGUUUCUGGGAUUGGUCAGUGCCUUUCCAAUGUUUGGCUCCUCGUUCUUCUACAUCCACAGCAGCAGCUCCACCACCUUCUUCGCCCCCUGUAUUCUUGCUGUCAAUCAACGGGGUCUCCACUUUCUGCACAAAAAUACACAUGAGCUGAUGACAGUGGUCCCCCUGGUGGAGGUGCAAUCUACUCGCACCCAGAGGCCCUCUGCUGGAACCAGUUACCCAUAUGUGGACCUCACUUUUGGAGAUAUGAACGCACAGCGGGUCAUUCAGCUGCAGCUGGAGCAGGGCCUGGAGCUGUGUCGAGUCAUCGCCAUGCAGGUAGAAAAYAUGAUGUCGGUGCGGGAAAAGAGGCUCGCCCUGCCACCCAGUGAAAUCACCGUGCUGUGACAAGKGUUCUGCAACUUUCGUGAACAUUUCCUGCACAAUACGUUAAAUCAGUCUACCUCCUCUCACCUUCAGGUGUUUCAKAUAGCUCACACACAUAAAUUAUAAAUCUGCAUUUUUCCUGUUCCACUCAAAGUUUUGAUGGCUGCACGUGUUGUUGAACUGUUUAAUAAAUCUGAAGCACUUUUUCUGCACAGAAUUUGUUAAACUCCAAGCAAUCAUCUUUGUUUUUACUAUUCCAAAGUUUUAUAACCAAUCUGUACUGUUUUAAUACUUUUUUAUUAUAAUGUUGAACUGUAAAUUUUGAUAUGUAAACAAUGCCUUUAUUUAACAUAGUUUUUAAAGUAUAGUUUAUUAUAAUAAAUGUAAAUAUUUUAAAA
Molecule: messenger RNA, 12636 nt
Organism: Austrofundulus limnaeus
Lineage: Eukaryota; Metazoa; Chordata; Actinopteri; Cyprinodontiformes; Rivulidae
Gene: myo15ab
Product: myosin XVAb
Exons: 71
Coding region: 89-12259 (4056 amino acids)
Cellular component (GO): myosin complex; cytoskeleton
Molecular function (GO): ATP binding; protein binding; cytoskeletal motor activity
Source: RefSeq, a predicted model, not a curated record